Messenger RNA from Temnothorax curvispinosus, 2384 nucleotides. RefSeq lists its product as uncharacterized. The transcript has 4 exons. The record is from RefSeq and is a predicted model, not a curated record. The coding region runs from base 322 to 1041 and encodes 239 amino acids. Lineage: Eukaryota; Metazoa; Arthropoda; Insecta; Hymenoptera; Formicidae.
GUGAGUAUGUCGACCGCUGGCUGCGCUGGCAGCCGCGCGUACACGUAGGGCGAAGGGCUACCGAGGGGGAGAACUCGCCUUCCGCGGCGACGGCGACGGUCGCCCGUGCUCCAAGGCCGUUUCAAGGCCCUCGACCUCGAAUGUCAGCGUAGAGAAGCGAAAAAAAAAAAAAAGACGCGGAGGGAGAAACGCGCGUCCGUGGCCUUCGUCCCGGGGGGGUAGUCGCGCCGCGCGAGAGCUGCCACGAGGUUUCACGUGCCUUUCGCCGAUUCGGCGCUUCCCAAAUUAGCCGGCUCUCCGUAUUCCACGCUUCGCGGAACGAUGAUGAGGCUCCCGCGGAUGCUGCUCGUCGUUGGUUAUCUGCUGCGCUGUCACGUCGCCCGUUCAAUAGCCGCACCUGCGAGAGCGACAAGUCAGGCUUUAUUGGAUGAAAACGACGUUACGUUUAGAGACGACGGUGAUGAUGACGUCACUACAGAGGACCCGUUUUUCAAAAAGUGCAUUGUAGACGGAAAUUCCUAUUCUCACAGCCAAACGAUACCGUCGUACGACGCGAAUUCGCAUUGCCUAUGCGUCGUCGGCGAAGUUUACUGUUGGUGGCAAAAUUAUAAUUCGAACACCGCCUCGUCGCUCGACCCGUCUUCUCUGCGAUCGACCGCGGUGGAAAGCAAUUACACUUCAUCCCUGGGAAUGAGUACGGACAUUGUGGAUGGGUUCGAGGCUUCCGGAAAUUUUGACUCGUCGGUCAGCCAACAAGGACAUAAAGAAAUUAACGGCACUCUGUCAAGCACAACGCCUUCUGCACCGGCCAUUUGCCUCGUGAUGGGAAGAGAGUAUCGACAGGGUGAGACACUACCACACUCAACCGGGAACUGCGUCGAAUGCAGCUGCGGCUCCGAAGGCCGCAUCGAAUGCUCGCCGAGAGACUGUGUGGCACUGCGACCCGAGAUAUUAGUCGCACCUGAUAAACCCGAGGUACCCGACGGCGAUUUCGAAGUUUUCAACUUAGCGCGGGAUUGGGAUAUCGGCGAAAAUUUCUAAAGCAUUUGAUAACGAGUUAUGCAAAGUCCUGCUCGGACUUCUGAUUACUGCGAUAUUAUUAACGUUGGUCAAAAGGCUAGCUUAAUCGUUUAAUUAAAUGUGACUUUAAGAACAAGAAGUUCUUUAAAAAAGGACAGAUUCCUGCGAAGGAAAACAGAUCCCCGAGAGUAGACUGAUUCUAAAGUAUAAUAUUUAACGAUGAAAAUCGGAAAUAGAUCUGGGGCGUUCACAGUUUAUUGGUCAGCGUGAAUAAUUGAAUGACGUUUAUAUCAAACUCUUCUUAAUACUUAUUUUUAAUGUAAUCUCAUACUUUUUAAAUAUAACAAAAUAAUUUGGUUAUGAAAUUAUAGAAUUAUAGAAUUUGCGCUUAGCGGUUCUUUACCAUUAAGGGAUCAUCUCGCGUCUUUUUUUAUCAUAAAAGAGAAUCAUUUUCUUUCCAUCGAGGAUGUGCCUUCAAUUAUUUGUCUUACAUCAUGGAUGUAAUCAAAAACGGCGUAGAAGGCAUAGUCCUAAAAUGUUUAGUCUAGAUUUUUCCUAUAAAAUCUUCAACGAGUGAGAAAAAAGAGCCUAUUCGAAUGUCUUUUUUACGUAGAUGGCCUUAUCAAGAAUCUUUUUGGACAUUAAUUGAUAGACUGAAUACUCUUCACGUAGGAGCCCUUUGAUAAAUUAAAAUCUAUACAUUUUACCAGAUAUAAAAGAUAGAACUUAUUAUUUUCUAUUUAAAUACUACGUGAAAUUCUUCCAUUUUAAUUUAUUUGAUAUGGAUUCAAUUUAUAGAUCCCAUAGUUAGUAAUUUAGUAAUUUAUUCGGUGAAUAAAAAAUUCGUAUCUGUAUAGAUUCGAUAUAUAAGAAUGUUUUUGUAGACGACGGCCUAUAAUCCAUAAAUUAAUCACAACACAUGUACAUCAGCCCGCCUUAUGUACGUGUGAAAAACAAUAUUAAUGAGCUUAGUCAUUACUAGUCGAUCACAAUAAUAUGACAUAAAAGGUUUAACAAUACUCUUCGUCAUACCUCAUAUCCUAAUAGGUGCAUAAUCAAAUAUUGUAGUGAAGAUCGUGUAAUUUACCACACACACGUGUGUGUGUGUGUGUGUGAAAUAAUAUAUACCGCCAUACAUAAUCUUACAUAUUUACAAUAGAAUAAUGCCAAUGACGAAUAACGGAAAUCCCUUGUUGCAAUAGUUUACAACAUUUACAUGAUACAUAUAAAAGAUUGAAUAACAGUAAUAGAAAUGUAAUCAAGUGAAAAAUCGUACCAAUAAGAAAAAUGACCUUUAAUAAAACCCUUAACAUUUAACAUAUCUCAUAUAUGCACAAUAUAUAUUAUAUAUACAUUAUAUAUCU